AUGCUUUCAGAUAAAAGUGAUGGAUGUUGUUCCACGCACCUUAUUGAUGGAGAUGGGGUCUUCAAUGUUGCUGGAGUUGAAAAUUUUAUAAAGGAAGUUAAACUGGCAGAAUGUGGUCUUUCAUAUGCUAUAGUAUCCAUUAUGGGCCCACAAAGCAGCGGGAAAAGUACACUGUUAAAUCAUCUAUUCAAUACUAACUUUAGAGAGAUGGAUGCUUAUAAAGGAAGGUCACAAACCACGAAAGGUAUAUGGAUGGCUCGAUGCGUUGGGAUUGAGCCAUGCACCCUUGUUAUGGAUUUGGAGGGUACCGAUGGGAGAGAGCGCGGAGAGGAUGACACUACAUUUGAGAAGCAAAGUGCCCUAUUUGCCCUUGCUGUUUCUGAUAUAGUGCUAAUCAAUAUGUGGUGUCAUGAUAUUGGCCGUGAGCAAGCUGCUAAUAAGCCUCUUCUGAAGACUGUUUUUCAGGUUAUGAUGCGGUUAUUUAGACAUCAACACCCCACACUUAGACUCUUGCUCACUCCGCUUGAAAAUUUGGAGCCUGUUCUAAGAGAAGAUAUUCAGAAGAUAUGGGAUUCCGUCCCAAAGCCGCAAGCUCAUGAGGAAACACCUUUAAGUGAAUUUUUUAAUGUUGAGGUUGUUGCACUUUCUAGUUAUGAAGAGAAGGAAGAGCAAUUCAAAGAGCAGGUGGCUAGUCUAAGACAGCGAUUCUUUCAUUCUAUUGCACCUGGGGGUCUUGCUGGAGAUAGGCGGGGAGUUGUUCCUGCUUCUGGUUUUUCGUUUAGUGCACAGCAUAUGUGGGAGGUUAUAAAGGAGAACAGGGACCUUGACCUCCCUGCCCAUAAGGUUAUGGUAGCUACCGUGCGCUGUGAAGAAAUCGCCCAUGAAAAAUAUGACUCUUUCACUGCAAAUGAGGAGUGGUGUCAAUUAAAAGAGGCAGUGCAAUCUCAUCCUGUGGGUGGCUUUGGGAAGAAGCUUAGCUCCGUUUUGAACGCAUGUUUAUCAGAAUAUGAUGCAGAGGCUACAUUCUUUGAUGAAGGAGUGAGAUCUACAAAACGAAAGCAGUUGGAAGAGAAAUUGCUUCAGCUUGUCCAACCAGCCUACCAAUCUAUGCUGGGACGCAUACGAUCUGAUACUUUGGAAAGAUUCAAAGAAGCAUUUGAUAAGGAACUGAAGGGAGGUAUAGGGUUUGCAAUGGCCGCUCAUGAGUGCACUGUGUCUCUUAUGUCCCAGUUUGAUGAAGAAUGCGCAGAUGCUGUUAUUGAUCAAGCAAAAUGGGACUCAUCCAGAGUUAGGGAUAAGCUCAAGCGUGAUAUAGAUGCUCAUAUUGCUGAAAUUCGUACUGCCAAGCUGGCUGAAGUUACUACUCUUUACGAGAACAAAUUAAAUGAUGCUUUAGCUGGACCUGUGGAGGGUCUUUUAGAUGGAGCUGCUGAUGAUACGUGGCCAGCAAUAAGAAAACUGCUUCAGUGUGAGACUCACACAGGACUCUCUGGGUUUUCAACUGCACUUUCUGGUUUUGAAAUGGAUGAACAGACAAGGGAAAAUAUGGUUUUAAGAUUGAAGGAUUAUGCACGUGGAGUGGUUGAAGCAAAGGCGAAGGAAGAGGCCGGAAGAGUUUUGAUUCGUAUGAAGGACAGGUUUUCAAUGUUAUUUAGCUAUGAUUCUGAUUCAAUGCCACGAGUUUGGACUGGAAAGGAAAAUAUUCGAGCUAUUACCAAAACUGCCAGAUCAGCUUCUCUGAAGCUCCUGUCAGUUAUGGCUGCAAUUCGUUUGGAAGAUGAACGUGAUAGCAUAGAGAAUACACUCAGUGUUGCUCUUUCGGAUGGAGGUGCUUCAACCAAGAAAGGCAUUGGAUCUCCUGAUCCUCUGGCCUCUAGCACUUGGAAUGAGGUCUCUGCAUCAAAAACUUUGAUCACACCUAUCCAAUGCAAGUCAUUGUGGAAGCAAUUUAACACUGAGACUGAAUACAUUGUUACACAAGCCAUUGCUGCUCAGGAGGCUAACAGGAGAAAUAACAAUUGGCUGCCACCUCCAUGGGCAGUUGUCGCAUUGCUUAUUCUGGGUUUCAAUGAAUUCAUGACACUGUUGAGAAAUCCUUUGUAUUUGGGAGUCAUAUUUGUUGCCUUUCUACUAGUGAAAGCCCUCUGGGUGCAAUUGGACAUCUCGGGCGAAUUCCGGAAUGGCGCUCUUCCUGGACUUCUCUCUUUAUCCACAAAGUUCCUUCCUACAGUCACGAAUCUUCUUAGACGACUAGCCGAGGCAGGCCAAAGGAAGGCGAAUAAUGAACCUCAACAUAAUACUACUCCUGCAUCAAAGAGCUCCCGCGGUACAACUGCUUCAUCUGAAGUGACUUCAGUAAACAGAGGGGAAUAAUAUAAGCCCCUUAAUUCAUGACAAAAUGAAGUAAGCAUCGUUGGUUCGGCUGAACCUAAGUGAUUUGGGGUCGAACUUUAUAUAUGCGCAAAAAGCGAAUAUGGAUAGAAUUAGAUAUGCAGAACUCACAGCAUCUAAAUUUUGGAUCCAUGGCGGGAAGUAAGUCAUGUUUAUAGAGCAUUCUUCUUAUUUGUGGCAACAAGUUUUUAUGUUUAUAAGAUGGUUUGUGCUGCAGAAUCUGCUUGAUGGCUUUCACUUUCAAAAGAAAGCAUGUGAACAAUAAGAAAAAUGGAAAGAGUUGAUUUUUGUGUAGGACAUAUAUACUGAGAUAUGGUUUGUGUUGUGGUGUAAACUAAGAGUGUUCUCCAUGUUUUUUCUCUUGUUUGCCACCAAUUUUGUCUUUCAUCAAGAAACUAUAAGUCACUGAUGGAAGAUAUAUUCUGUAUUUAAUGAGAUGGAUUAUCUUCUUUCUGGUUUUGUAAUUUAUAUGGAAGAGGAAGACUACGUAACUUGUAUUUCA
Molecule: messenger RNA, 2893 nt
Organism: Nicotiana attenuata
Lineage: Eukaryota; Viridiplantae; Streptophyta; Magnoliopsida; Solanales; Solanaceae
Product: protein ROOT HAIR DEFECTIVE 3-like
Exons: 22
Coding region: 1-2373 (790 amino acids)
Biological process (GO): endoplasmic reticulum membrane fusion
Cellular component (GO): endoplasmic reticulum
Molecular function (GO): GTPase activity; GTP binding
Source: RefSeq, a predicted model, not a curated record